UUCAAAUCUUCCUCCUCUUGGUCGUCUUCGUCGUCAUCCUGUUCGUCUUCCACUUCUUCUUCCUCCAUCUCUUCGUCCUCUUCGUCGUCUUCUUCAUCGUCUUCGUCAUCUUGUUCGUCGUCCUCAUCGUCCUCUUCGUCGAGAAGGAAUUCUAAAAGUCUUCUUUGGAUUUUAUAUAGAUCCACGGUGAAGAAGGCUGGAAAGACUUGGGGUAGAGGAGUUCCAUUGAACAGUUCACCAGUCGGUAUCUGGAGU
This is a messenger RNA of Acytostelium subglobosum LB1, 255 nucleotides long. RefSeq lists its product as hypothetical. NCBI's taxonomy places the organism in Eukaryota, Evosea, Eumycetozoa, Acytosteliales, Acytosteliaceae. The annotation marks the transcript as partial. The record is from RefSeq and is a predicted model, not a curated record. The transcript has a single exon.